AUGGGAGCUCAGUGGUCUAAACAGAUCCAACGGCGAAAAGCAGUCAUUGCUGAAAGAAAAAGAUUAAAGAAACUCCAAGAAAAAUGUGGAUGUGAGUACCCCGGAUGUGAUUGGCAACCAUCAGACAGGAAAAACUGGAUGUUGGGCCUUGACCCUGAGAAACUGCAUAUCAACAAGAUUGUGUGGCCUGGAACCCACAAUUCCGCCACUGACAAGAUCGGCAUCAUGAUUUUUACCCGCCCGUUUGCUCAAUGCCAGUCGCUAUCUAUUUACCAACAACUUUUAUGUGGGGCUCGUGUCCUUGAUAUUCGAGUUGAGGAGAAUGGGAAUGCCUGUCACGGGAUUUUGACAACAUACAAGGUUGAUGUUGUCAUAGAAGACAUUAAAAGGUUUGUUUAUGAAACUGAGUCGGAGAUUGUAAUUCUUGAGAUCAGGACUGAGUUCGGCCACAAGGAUCCCCCGGCAUUUGAGAAAUACUUGGAAGAGCAACUCGGGGAGUUGUUGAUCCAUCCAGAUGACAACACCUUUGAAAAAACAAUAGCAGAGAUCUUACCAAGGAGAAUUAUAUGUGUCUGGAAGCCCCGAAUAUCACCUGAGCCAAAAGAGGGAUGCCCGUUAUGGAGUUCAGGUUAUUUGAGGGAUAACUGGAUCAACACUGAUUUACCAGCAACAAAGUUCGAGAGUAAUAUGAAGUAUUUGAGUCAGCAGCAGCCUGUCACUUCCCGGAAAUACUUCUACAGAGUGGAGAAUACUGUAACACCCCAGGCUGAUAACCCGAUUGUGUGUGUGAAAGCAGUUACCAACCGGAUUCAUGGGUAUGGAAGAUUGUUUAUAGCACAAUGUUUUGCACAAAAUUGUGCCAAUCGUCUACAGAUUUUUUCCAUAGAUUUCAUAGAUGAGGAUUUUGUUGAUGCUUGCGUUGGGCUUACCAAGGCAAGAAUUGAAGGGAUGGCUUGA
Erigeron canadensis is the source of this 957-nucleotide messenger RNA. RefSeq lists its product as uncharacterized. The transcript has a single exon. The coding region runs from base 1 to 957 and encodes 318 amino acids. Gene Ontology annotation, biological process: lipid metabolic process. Gene Ontology annotation, molecular function: phosphoric diester hydrolase activity. The record is from RefSeq and is a predicted model, not a curated record. Lineage: Eukaryota; Viridiplantae; Streptophyta; Magnoliopsida; Asterales; Asteraceae.